GGGUGCGGGGAAGUUGGGGAGCAGAGCCCGCUAGGUGAGCAAGUAGGGUAAGGCCGCACCGACCGGGUCCGUUGAGAAAGAAGGAAACUGAGCAGGAAGGCAGCUGACGGGCGGAUCCCCGGACAGAGCGCUAAGGUUGUGUGGAACGCGCUGCUCCCGGGAUGGCGACUGCAGAUACUCCGGCCCCGGCCUCCAGUGGCCUCUCGCCCAAGGAAGAAGGGGAGCUCGAAGAUGGGGAGAUCAGCGACGACGAUAAUAACAGCCAGGUACGGAGCCGGAGCAACAGCAGCAGCAGUGGUGGCGGGCUGUUACCGCACCCGCGGCGAAGGCCUCCUCACCCGGCCCGGGGCGGUGGAUCUGGCGGAGGCGGUGGCUCCUCCUCGUCAUCGUCCUCUUCUCAGCAGCAGCUGAGGAAUUUUUCACGCUCGCGGCACGCGUCGGAGCGGGGCCACCUCAGGGGACACAGCAGCUACCGACCCAAAGAGCCGUUCCGGUCUCACCCGCCCUCCGUGCGGAUGCCUUCAAGCUCGCUGUCCGAAAGCAGUCCCCGGCCGUCCUUUUGGGAACGGAGCCACAUCGCCUUGGACUGUUUCCGUUUUCGAGGCAGGCCUUACCGGGGUGGGAGUCGCUGGAGUCGGGGGCGAGGAGGGGGUGAGCGAGGAGGCAAGCCAGCGGGCAGACCUCCUCUGGGAGGAGGAGCGGGAUCCGGAUUCGGAAGCAGUCAGAGCUGGCGAGAGCCCUCUCCACCUUGGAAGAGUUCUAAAAGUUUUGGAAGAUCUCCAUCAAGAAAACAGAAUUAUUCAUCAAAAAGUGAAAACUGUGGGGAAGAAACUUUUGAAGAUUUACUUUUGAAGUAUAAGCAAAUACAGUUGGAACUAGAGUGCAUCAAUAAGGAUGAAAAACUAGCUUUGAGUAGCAAAGAGGAGAAUGUGCAAGAAGAUCCUAAAACACUGAACUUUGAGGACCAAACAAGCACUGAUAAUGUCAGUAUUACAAAGGACUCAAGUAAAGAAGUAGCUCCUGAAGAGAAAACACAGGUCAAAACUUUUCAGGCAUUUGAAUUAAAACCACUCAGGCAAAAAUUGACUUUACCAGGAGAUAAGAACCGGUUGAAAAAAGUUAAAGAUGGAACAAAACAGCUUUCCCUGAAAUCUGACACUACUGAAUCUAGUCAAGGAUUAGAAGAUAAGGAACAAAAUUUAACGAGAAGAAUUAGUGCCUCAGAUAUUCUAUCUGAAAAGAAGCUUGGUGAAGAUGAAGAGGAGCUAUCUGAAUUGCAGCUUCGUCUUUUGGCUCUUCAGUCAGCCAGUAAAAAAUGGCAACAAAAAGAACAGCAGGUGAUGAAAGAAAGCAAAGAAAAGCUGACUAAGAUGAAAACUGUACAGCAAAAAGUUAAAACCAGUACAAAAACACAUUCAGCCAAAAAAAUUAGCACUACAGCUAAACAAGCAUUGAGGAAGCAGCAAACAAAGGCAUGGAAGAAACUACAACAACAAAAAGAACAGGAAAGACAGAAAGAAGAGGAUCAACGGAAACAAGCUGAAGAAGAAGAGAGAAGGAAAAGAGAAGAAGAAAUCAGAAAAAUUCGAGAUCUCUCAAAUCAGGAAGAGCAAUACAAUCGAUUCAUGAAAUUGGUUGGUGGAAAGAGGAGAUCAAGGAGUAAAUCUUCAGAUCCUGACCUGAGACGAUCCUUAGAUAAGCAACCUACUGAUAGUGGAGGAGGCAUUUAUCAAUAUAACUAUGAAGAAGUUGCUAUGGAUACAGAUAGUGAAACCAGUUCUCCAGCUCCUUCACCAGUGCAACCACCAUUCUUCUCUGAAUGUUCAUUGGGGUAUUUUUCUCCGGCACCAUCUGUUUCUUUGCCUCCACCACCUCAGGUUUCUUCAAUACCACCUUUGAGCCAGCCUUAUGUGGAAGGCUUGUGUGUUUCUCUUGAACCUCUACCUCCUCUACCACCUUCACCACCUCUUCCACCUGAAGAUCCAGAACAGCCUCCAAAACCACCUUUUGCAGAUGAGGAAAAAGAGGAAGAAAUGCUGCUUCGAGAAGAGCUACUUAAAUCUCUAGCAAAUAAAAGAGCUUUCAAGCCAGAGGAAACAUCCAGUAAUAGUGACCCACCUUCACCUCCAGUUCUGAACAAUUCACAGCCUGUGCCAAGAAGCAAUCUAUCGAUAGUCAGUAUUAAUACAGUAUCUCAGCCUAGGAUACAGAACCCAAAGUUUCACAGAGGACCUUGUCUUCCACAAACUGUGAUCUCGCUUCCAAAGCAUAAAUCAGUGGUUGUAACCCUAAAUGAUUCCGAUGAUAGUGAAUCUGAUGGAGAGGCAUCCAAGUCAACCAAUAGUGUUUUUGGUGGAUUGGAGUCCAUGAUUAAAGAAGCAAGACGAACUGCUGAGCAAGCUUCAAAACCAAAAGUACCUCCAAAAUCUGAAAAAGAAAAUGAUCCCAUGCGAACACCUGAAGCUUUGCCUGAAGAAAAGAAGAUUGAAUAUAGAUUGUUAAAGGAAGAGAUUGCCAAUCGUGAGAAGCAGCGUUUGAUUAAAUCAGAUCAGCUGAAGACAAGUUCAUCAUCCCCAGCAAACUCUGAUGUAGAAAUUGAUGGGAUUGGCAGGAUAGCAAUGGUUACUAAGCAGGUUACAGAUGCAGAAGCAAAACUUAAAAAACAUAGGUGA
Messenger RNA from Mesoplodon densirostris (Blainville's beaked whale), 2672 nucleotides. RefSeq names its product zinc finger C3H1 domain-containing protein-like. The transcript has a single exon. Bases 162 to 2672 code for a protein of 836 amino acids. The record is from RefSeq and is a predicted model, not a curated record. Lineage: Eukaryota; Metazoa; Chordata; Mammalia; Artiodactyla; Ziphiidae. Gene Ontology annotation, cellular component: exosome (RNase complex); nucleus.